Camellia sinensis is the source of this 1141-nucleotide messenger RNA. RefSeq names its product ENHANCER OF AG-4 protein 2. NCBI's taxonomy places the organism in Eukaryota, Viridiplantae, Streptophyta, Magnoliopsida, Ericales, Theaceae. The record is from RefSeq and is a predicted model, not a curated record.
AAUUAUUAUACACCUAUUUCAUUCUAUCUCUCUGUCUGUUUCUCUCUCAUCACCCGCCUCAAUCCCCCCAAUUCUCCCUGUCCCUCUCUCUCUCUACAAUCCGAAUGCGGAACCCGUAUCGGAGCUCUUAGCCUCUCUGCACAGUGCCUCCGAUUCCGAUGCUCUGAUAGCUUUGUUCGCCGGAGAGACUCUCGCGAACCGCUUUUCUGGCGUGGUUGGUUGCGUUUGCGAGUUUUCUCUAGGGUUUUUGGUUCGGUACGAUAGCGAUUCUGAUCGCUCUCCUCAAGACGAAGAAGAAGACGAUUACGACGUGGUUGGUGGUGCCCGCUAGGGUUUUGUAGCGUCGAUGGCUCCGACGCGUAAACGUGGAGCGAAAGGACCGAAGGGGAAGAGUAAGUUGCGUCUCGGUGAUCUGGUUCUCGCCAAGGUCAAGGGCUUCCCUGCAUGGCCUGCUAAGAGUUUGUGUAACACGACAAAGCUUCAAAAAGUUGUUCACUCCAAAAUUAGCAGGCCGGAAGAUUGGAAGCGAGUUCCUGACCCCAAGAAGUAUUUUGUUCAAUUCUUUGGAACAGCAGAAAUAGCUUUUGUUGCCCCUGUGGAUAUUCAGGCAUUUACUAGUGAGGCGAAAAAUAAAUUGUCAGCUCGAUGCCAAGGUAAAACAGUUAAACACUCCGCUCGAGCUGUGAAGGAAAUCUGCGAAGCAUUUGAAGACUUGCAACAAAAAAAUUCUAGUGGUUUAAGAGAUGAUACUGAUAGAUCAGCUCUUAGUGAUGAGGCUCUAUCUGUUGAUGGAGUGGAAGAUGAUGCAGUAGAAGUUGACUUACAAGAUGGAAAUGGUAGAGAUGGAGCAAAUGGAGAAACGGAGAUUAGGGGUCUGGGUGAUCACAGUAGUGGGUUGGAGCGUUGCUCACAGAGGUAGAGUGUGAUGGAUUGCCAAGAUACAAAACCUAGUGUGCCAGGCAAAGCUAAUGAUAUACAGUGGUAAUUUUGUAAAUUUAACUCCUAUGUAGAGGCUUAAGGGACUUCUAGAUACACUAACUAAAUUUAUCGUUGUUGUCUUAUAAGAUGUAUUAUAAACCUCUAUCUUAUGGAUGAAAUAUCAUACUUAACAUGAAUGAAUAUAGGAGCCUGUUUGGUUCAA